Molecule: messenger RNA, 1238 nt
Organism: Hipposideros armiger (great roundleaf bat)
Lineage: Eukaryota; Metazoa; Chordata; Mammalia; Chiroptera; Hipposideridae
Gene: EAPP
Product: E2F associated phosphoprotein
Exons: 6
Coding region: 103-960 (285 amino acids)
Cellular component (GO): nucleus
Source: RefSeq, a predicted model, not a curated record
GUGCGGCCGGAAGUGGAGUCCGGAACGCUUUAGGGAAGGGACCGCGGAGUAAACAGAUACUCGGCCAACGCCUGUAGACGGUUGCGGAGGGUGCAGGCCACCAUGAACCGUCUCGGAGAUGACUAUGACCCCUACGCUGUUGAAGAGCCUAGCGACGAGGAGCCGGCUUUAAGCAGUUCUGAAGAUGAAGUGGAUGUGCUUUUACAUGGAACUCCCGACCAGAAGCGAAAACUCAUCAGAGAAUGUCUUACUGGAGAAAGUGAAUCAUCUAGUGAAGAUGAAUUUGAAAAAGAAAUGGACGCUGAAUUAAAUUCCACCAUAAAAACGAUGCAGGACAAGUUAUCCUCUCUGGAAACAGGGUCUUCCUCAGGAAAUGGGAAUGUUGGGACAGCUCUGACAAAAUACUAUGAUGAUAUAUAUUUUGAUUCUGAUUCUGAGGACGAAGACAAAGCAGCACAGGUGACCAAGAAAAAAAAGAAGAAACGACACAGGAUUCUAACAAAUGAUGAAUUACUGUAUGAUCCUGAAAAAGAUAACAGAGAUCAGGCCUGGGUCGAUGCACAGAGAAGAGGCUACCAUGGUUUUGGAAGACAGAGGCCACAUCAACAACAGCCUGUUCCAAACAGUGAUGCUGUCUUGAAUUGCCCUGCUUGCAUGACCACGCUGUGUCUUGAUUGCCAAAGGCAUGAAUCAUACAAAACUCAAUAUAGAGCAAUGUUUGUAAUGAAUUGUUCUGUCAACAAAGAGGAGGUUCUAAGAUACAAAACCCCAGAGAACAGGAAGAAAAGGCGAGGCCGUAAGAAGAUGAGGCCUGACCAUGAAGAUGUUGCAGAGCAGGCGGAGACACAAGUGGAAGAGAUCUAUCACCCAGUUAUGUGCACUGAAUGUUCCACUGAGGUGGCAGUCUACGACAAGGACGAAGUCUUUCAUUUUUUCAAUGUUUUAGCGAGCCAUUCCUAAAUAGCCAUGUUGGCAUUAAUUGCCCAAUGCUGUAUAUAGGCAAAUAUGGACAGUUCUUUUCCUCCUGCCUCUUCACAUCAAGUGACAUUCUGAAUGGUUAUUUGAGGAAGCAGUGUUUUAUCUUUUGGAAAGAGAAUGGUUAUCAACCUUCAUCCCUCCCCCUUCUCUUGAAAGAAUUUUUCCUCCACUCUCAUGGGACUGAUUAUUCAUUCAUUCCCUUUUUGUUAGACUUUGGAGACUUGGGGCUUUUUAUUUAUUAAAACUCUUUAGAAUUAAAA